UUUCUCUUUGCGUUAUGGGUGUCUCUCCAAUUUGAGUAAUACAUAAAGAGGACCAACAAAGAGAGAUUCACCAAGGGGAGGGUGAUUGAUGAGGGAGGUGGGGGGGAGAAAGGCGGGGGCGGCGUCGCCGUGCGCGGCGUGCAAGCUGCUGAGGCGGAGGUGCGCGCAGGACUGCAUUUUCGCGCCGCAUUUCCCCGCCGAGGAGCCGCAGAAGUUUGCCAACGUGCACAAGGUCUUCGGCGCCAGCAAUGUCAGCAAGCUCCUCCAGGAGAUACCGAUGCAGCACCGCGGGGACGCCGUGAGCAGUUUGGUGUACGAGGCCAAUGCGCGCGUCCGCGACCCCAUCUACGGAUGUGUCGGCGCGAUCUCCUCGCUGCAGCAGCAGAUCGAGGCUCUCCAGGCGCAGCUCGCCCUUGCCCAAGCAGAGAUGGUCCACCUCCGCAUGCGCCAAUCCGCCUACCUCGCCCACCACCUACGACGCCCAGCCACUGCCAACAUCGGCAGCAGGAGCACCACCACAGGCUCGUCGUCAAGCCUCUCCUCCCCCAAGCCGUUCUUCACGCUAGAAGGCAUGGCGGUCGACCAAACCGAAUUGGAUUACCCGCCGAUGUGGUCGUGCUAGAUCCAAUUGAUUGAUACACUCCUCAUUCCAAGUUUUAGGGAAGCUCUAGUUAGUAAUUAGAUCAGUGUAGCUGCUACUGAGGUAUGGCUAUAGCAUGGUGACAUGUAUACAAUAUUACUCUAAAAUGAAAAACUUCCAUCUUUUGGAUAGUGGAUAUAUUUAUAUAAUGCAUUGACUCCAUAAA
Messenger RNA from Ananas comosus (pineapple), 806 nucleotides. RefSeq names its product LOB domain-containing protein 4. NCBI's taxonomy places the organism in Eukaryota, Viridiplantae, Streptophyta, Magnoliopsida, Poales, Bromeliaceae. The coding region runs from base 89 to 622 and encodes 177 amino acids. The transcript has 2 exons. The record is from RefSeq and is a predicted model, not a curated record.